AUGUCCUCUCAGAGCCAGGUCCCCCCCAAUAGCAAGGGCUCAUGGACAAGUUUCCUAAAGUCGAUUGCCUCCUUUAACGGUGAUCUAUCCUCGUUGACUGCUCCUCCCUUCAUCCUGUCUACUACCUCCCUCACCGAAUACUCCGCCUACUGGGCUGAACACCCCGCCGUCUUCGUGGCACCAGCCAAGGAGGCCGACCCUGCGAAGCGUGCUCUCCUGGUUCUCAAGUGGUUCCUUAGCACACUGCACCAGCAGUACUGCAGCCGUAGCGAGAAGCUCGGCAGUGAGAAGAAGCCUUUGAACCCCUUCCUGGGAGAGCUAUUUAUCGGUAAAUGGGCGGGUGACGCGGAAGUGGGGGAGACUGCCUUGGUCAGUGAACAAGUCAGCCACCACCCUCCGGUCACAGCCUACGCGAUCCGCAAUGAGAAGAACGGUGUUGAGCUGCAAGGAUACAACGCUCAGAAGGCCUCUUUCUCUAGCACUAUCCUCGUAAAGCAGAUUGGCCAUGCGUUGUACACUAUCACCCCUCCCGGAUCCGACGAGAAGGAGCAAUACCUGAUCACGCUACCCAGCCUACACAUCGAGUCGCUGAUCUACGGUUCACCCUUCGUCGAACUGGAGAAGUCAACCAAGAUCGUCAGCAGCACCGGCUAUGUCGCCAAGAUUGAUUAUUCCGGCAAGGGCUGGCUGAGCGGCAAGAAGAACACCUUCACCGCGAGCCUGUUCAAGGAGAGCGAGGGUGAGAAGAAGCCCCUUUACACUGUAGAGGGCCAAUGGUCGGACAAGUUCUCUAUCAAGGACGCCCGCACCAAGGAGGUCGUCGACUCGUGGAACUCCAAGGAGAACCCCGUCACUCCACUCGCCCUGGCUCCCCUCGAGCAACAGGAUCUGUACGAGAGCCGACGUGCCUGGAGCGACGUAGCCGCCAGCAUCCAGAAGGGGGACAUGGAUGCCGUUUCUGGAUACAAGUCGCGCAUUGAGACUGCUCAGCGCGAACAGCGCCGCAUUGAGAAGGAGGCAGGCCACGAGUGGGAGCGCCGCUUCUUCAACCGUAUUGAGGAGAGCGCCGACGACGCCCAGACCCUGCGUCUUGCCCAAUCGGCCGAUCUUUUGUUCGACUCCGAUAGGACUGGUGGUGUCUGGCGCUUCGAUGCUCAGAAGGCUGCUGGAGCUAAGCCGCCUUACCACAAGGUUGGCGGCGAAGGUCUCGGCCUCGCUUAG
Molecule: messenger RNA, 1221 nt
Organism: Penicillium crustosum
Lineage: Eukaryota; Fungi; Ascomycota; Eurotiomycetes; Eurotiales; Aspergillaceae
Product: OSBP family protein
Exons: 4
Coding region: 1-1221 (406 amino acids)
Biological process (GO): maintenance of cell polarity; endocytosis; exocytosis
Cellular component (GO): cytosol; intracellular membrane-bounded organelle; membrane
Molecular function (GO): oxysterol binding
Source: RefSeq, a predicted model, not a curated record